Messenger RNA from Athalia rosae (coleseed sawfly), 11710 nucleotides. It is a transcript of the gene lilli, whose product is annotated as AF4/FMR2 family member lilli. Gene Ontology annotation, biological process: regulation of gene expression. The record is from RefSeq and is a predicted model, not a curated record. Gene Ontology annotation, cellular component: nucleus; super elongation complex. Bases 2337 to 6404 code for a protein of 1355 amino acids. Lineage: Eukaryota; Metazoa; Arthropoda; Insecta; Hymenoptera; Athaliidae. The transcript has 17 exons.
AAAUAACACCGACUCCGCCGGCCUCGAUCGACGAAGGGCAGAGAAAAGCAAAGAGCAAAGGGGGAUAAAGGAAGGGAUGGAUUUGACAGAAAAUUGACCUACCCCGAUCCUCGAUUUUACAGCUGAUUGUGAGUUCGAGACGUAGCGACGAUCGAUCGAUCCGUCUACCUGCACCUGAUCUGUGCAAGGACCCCAUGCAAACGAUGACUGCGUAAACGUGUUGUUCCGUUGUCGUUUUCUCCCCCCCCCCCCCCCCCCCCCCCCCGUACGUUUUCACAUACGUAAACUCCGCGGGAGAUUGCCAUUCUUCGAUCAAACGACAAGGCGAAUGUGUCAAACAUAUUGCGGACGUAUACCGAAUGUCCAUAAACUUUACAUGGGAUUAUUUAAAAACAACCUCGUAUCGGUAGUCGGUGUGUCGUUGCCGUCUUAUCGUAAUUCCUCUAUUUAAAAUUUUCAUAUCUCUUUUCGCUGGAUGAACUGUACUACUACUACUACUACUACUACUACUGCUACUGCUGCUACUAUUACUACGGCUAUUGCUACCACCACUACCGUAUAGUUGGCGCUGUCAUUCUAUUAAUAAAAGGCGUUCAUCAAGCAAAUCCAGUUUUGCGCGGGGUGAAACCUCGAAUGACAGUUUCGUUAGUUCGCUCUCGCGCUGUGUUCGGUGUGUAAAUUUCUAGAAAGUACUACCAAGUGCGAAAUACAUUUCUCGUUCCAUGUGGCGUCCAAUAAACGAGAUCAACCGCUGAAAACUCGACUACCCGAAGCAAAAGGGGACGUGCGUGUUCACCCCUUGGACGGAUAUGAUUUUGAAUCUCCGUGAGCGUAACGUGUCGGCAGCGUAUUGUUUUGAUAUACGAUUCGACGAACCCCGAAGUGAAAAUCUGGUGUAUCUGUUUUCCGCAAAAGCGUGUCCGUUCGCUAAACUGACUUAAAACUUUGAAGAAACGAGACUCUGAAAGGUUCGACAUUCGAGCAGGGCGGGUGGGUGGCGGGAGGAUCGCAGUCUCCGAAUAGAGAAACAAAACGUUGUCGCAUUGACAGUCGUCGUCGUCGUCGUCGUCGUCGUCGUAGUCGUCGUAGUCGUCAUCGUUGACGCGCCAUCGCUCUUUUCUACCGACCGAGUUGUCCAGGGUUAUAAAACUCGCGGACGGUCCGGCGGACGUGCGCGCAAGUACGUAAGUACGUUGGCAACAUAUAUUCCGAAAGGUGAAUUCCGGACGUUUUCUUCGAUAAGUAGAACGCUUACGGUACCAUUUUCCACCAACGUUGAAACGGACGGGCAGCGGUUCAACCGGCCGGUCUCCCCUCCCCCCGCCCCUCCAUCUUCUCCUCGCUUCCCCCUCCCCCACGCUCCUCCUCCCUCUCUCUUUCAGUCUGCAUGUAGCGGCGACGCGACUAAUCACGUACGCGCUCGUAGGUACGACCGACCUACGUCGCAACCAAGUUUUUUUGUGGCUACUGUACCCACCACCGCACAUUUCGGACGUUCGACCUUCGCGAUCUCGUAUUAUUUAUUUAUUCUUAUUUUUCUAUCUCCAUCUUUUAUUGUUGUUAACCACAGUGCAGCUCGUUACAACAAGUUCGAACGUGGUGCGCGCGCGCGUGUGUUUCUCGUUUCAACGGAUUACCCGCCAUCGAAUCGUUGAUAAUAAUAACAACAACAACAACAACAACAACAACAAGACACGGUUGCACUCUACUACGUCACGCGUAAGUACGUAAUUAGUGAACGAAGAUUAAUGAAUUGACUGGGGAAGAACGGAGGUGGUGAUAUCCCGUCGUCUUCGACGAUAUUCGUUUAACUCGUUGCGGUCACGUGAGUAAAUUUCACGGCAAAUUCGAACCUUCGAGAUAUUAUCGGAAACUCUGAUACAGAUUCGCGAUUAUUACGGUGACACUGUUACUUUCGUUCGAAUGAUAAAUUAACACGCUUAUAGACGGAAACGCGAAGUGGAAAACAACGGUAACCAACGAAACGACGAGUGAAUGUCAUUUCAUUUAUCACGCCAUCGUUUAGGAAUAAUGAGGACUAAUGAUAAUUAUCACCUCGUGUUUGUGAGAAAUUUUAAACAUCUGCCGUUACUCCCGAUAUUUUCGUAGUUCGGUGCUAGCGUGAAUCUAUCGUUGCGAUACCUGAUUCGAAUAAAAAAAUACCAGAGCAACUUCGAAUCGCGUUCUCGGUGUACUGCAAAGGUGUUCGUUAGUUCCGUUACCAAUUAAUAAUAAGAUUUGAGGUGGAUUCAAAAGUUAAAACCAAUUACAAUAGUGAUGCAGUGCCGUAUCGCGUGUGUUGAGUGCUUCGUGCCCAUUCCUUGGAUUACUUGAAGAUGUCUUCGUCUGUGGGAUAUUAUGACGAUAGGAAUCCGCUCCUUAAAGGCACCUUAUCAAGCGUGGAGCGGGACCGGCUUCGGGAGCGCGAGCGACAAGCCCGCGCGGCGAUGUCGGUCCAAGCUGAACAAGCAGCUGCUGGGGGUGGUCCAGAUCCCCAUCAUCAUCACGGGCAUCACCAUCACAACUCCAAUCCGAAUACGGCCACCGCCUCGCUCUUCAGAGCCCCGGUCAGGGUUAAUCCGGACGUACAGGACCGAACGGCGCAACAGAUACAAUCGCAGCUCGGCAAUUACUCACUGGUGAAACACCUUCUCGACGAACCGAAGAGGCUGAUCGGAAUCGAAGGAGUACCGCCGAGUCCCGGUCCCCUCGGUCAGCGCAAACCGUCGGCCCAGGAGUUCAAGAGACCCGGAGGACCCCGUCCAAAUUCCAGUGGAAAUCACGGGUCGCAAAACAGCGGUUACGUUAAACCGGCGGACGGCAAACCUCCGUACAUGGGGAGAGGCGGUUAUCCCGGUCAACCCGUUAAACACGGUGGGGGAAGCAACGAUCAUCGAAGUCAUGGUCUUCUUCCCGCAAAAGGUCCUCCCAAUCAGAACGUACGCGGUGCUAGUCGUAGCGGAACAACGAACGCCGGAACUGGAAGCAAUCCGGUAGCCGGCGGAACUUCCGGAAGAUUGCAAAGCGCGGGAAGUCAUCUUUCCCGGUUACCGAUGGACAACGGAACAAUGUCUCGACAUUCUGUGACCGAGAACGCAUCCGACGUUGAUCAUAUUCUCAAGGAAAUGACGUUGCCCAUCACACCGCUGACAGCUAUAGCCCAAACGCCACGAAAAGAGCCUGAGUCAAAAUUUACCUUCAACCCGUACCUCGACAAGCUGACCGAAGUUCCUCCGCCAGAACCCAGCAAAACUCAACGAGAACGACAUUCGUCUACGAGGCUCUCUUCAGAUCUGGUGGUCCAUGAUCUGAUCCUUUCGGAAGACAGCGAAGAUGAGGGAAAUAAGGGCUCUUCGCGGACGACAAGAGACAGUAGAAGUCCGAUUACGAAUCUUCCAGUCGAUUUGCUACCAGCAAUGACACCCGCACCCUUGGCGCCAAUGUCACCCCUUGACAAGUCACCUCUGUCUCUGCCACCUUCGAGACCACCGAGUCCGCCGAGUCAAAUGUCGCCAUCGAAUCAGAUCGUACCUCAACGACCGCUGUCUCCACCUCCCGCGAGCCCUCCGAGAAAGCAAUCGACGAGUCCGAUAUUGCAAAGGCCUCCCAGCCCCCUGGGACAAGCACCCCCUAGUUCUCCGAGUACGAGUUCGAGUUCGGGCUCUGGUACAGACAGUGGGACAGAUAGCAGCGACGAAACCGACGAGGAGAGAGUUCGACCACCGGAUAUAGGCCCUUCUACACCGCCGUCUGUAUCACCGAGACCAAAUGUCGAAGAACCACCACCGGCGGUCGAGGAGGCGAAACCGCGAUGGAAUCUUGGUUCGUUCUUCAACAAAAACCCUGUACAAAAUGGGGAGCACAAUCAGGAAACUAAGCCUCUGCAGGAUGGCGCGAGACGAGAUGGUUCUCCAAACACGGCCGCGGGUAUUACGAGAACUCGUAACGACUCCGGAAGUGAUUGGCAAUUGAACGAAGCGCUGAACAAAGGUCAUACGACCUUGCUUAGUUCGCUGAGCGACAGCGAUCACCAUUCUGAACCGGAGAAGAAGCCCGUUAUUCAGGAAACUAGAUCGUUGCAGCCUGAAAAAACCAAGCCGCAGCAAAGAAGGGGACGCCCUCGUAAGACGACCAAAAGCCCCAAGGCUCACCAAGCCUCCGACAACGAAGGUAACAAAAAUAAACGAGGAAGACCACGCUUAGUACCUGCGAAGAAAAUACCAAUUUCCAAAGCUACGGUCUCGACCAGCGACGACGCGAGUAACGCAAGGUCGCGAGGAGGUUCGAGUGAUUCCGAUAGCGAUCACCUCAGUCCUCCAAGACCCGCCGCCUCCCCCAUUCCCAUAGUUGAAAAACGUAGGCAAAGGCUCAGCGUGUCAUCUAGCGAGGACGAAAGAGCUCCAAACAAGGGUAGCGACUCCGAGGACCAUAGUUCGUGGCGUAGAUCUUCGAUCAAAAAGAGACCCAGUGAUAGAGAGGGUUCGAUAAAGAGAAAUAGACUUUCCAAAUCGCCAAAGAAACUGGAGAAGAAGAAGACACCUACUAAAACAAAGCCGAGGGGACAACGUACGCGGAUAUCCAAUGCAGCGGCAUGUCAGGAUGAUUCCGACAGCGAAACGGAAGUGCGCCAAGUCAAGGUCGCCAGAGUUCCCCCAAGACCAAGAGCACCACCCACUCGGACUUGCUCUCCCGAUAAUUCGGACAGCGACAUAAGUCCCGCCCCGAAAUUACAAGAGGAGCGAGGAAACGUACAGGAUAAGAAGAAAAGCGAUACUCUGAGGAAACUAUUCUCUACUUCCAAAGUCGGCGGUAAAGGCGGCGGCAAGGGGGGAAAAGGUGGAAAAGGAGGAGGAAAGUGUGGGAUUUACGUCGAAGAGUACACUUCAGCGACCACCCCCACUGGAGGAGAGAGUCCUUACAAAAGACCAUCUUCGCAAAUGUCCUUACCACCGUUGACUUAUCAUAACAACGGUACCCCCAGCCUUAUGUGUCGUAUAGCCCUGACGAGACUUUCACACGUUCCGCAGCCUUCCCGUGGACAAGAAGUCAGACAACGCACCGAACUCCCUGAUACCAGGCCAGUGUCCAGGCUGACAAAUUGUCUCCCUCCGCCGCGACCCCCUACCCCCGAGGAAGGGGAAAUCGUCGAUACACCCCCCGCUGAUACAAGGACAUGUAGUGAUGCUCCCGUGAAAUCUGAAAGUGGUGCGAAACAAACUCGCGUAAAAGUUGAAUCAGUUUUAGAGAGUAAAAGUAACAGUGCGCCGCCGAACACGAGUAAUAGUGGUUGUGCUAAUAAUAGUAGCGCGAGUGGAAGUGGUGGAAGUGCACCAAAAAGGAAACGUAAUACUAGUUGCAGUUCAGUUUCUAGUUUGAGUACUGUUUGUUCCGUAGACUCUAAGGCUAAAAGCUCUGAACACAAGGAGAAGAAGAAGAGGAAACGAAAGCACACCGAGAAUCAGUGUGCUACACCCAGACCCUCAUCGAGUCAGCAGUGUGACGCGCAGCCAACUAAUCACGAACGGGAAGAAAGGGCAGAUAGUAGCCUGCUGCCUCCUCCACCACCACCCCAACGUGUCUACUAUUCUUACUUCCAGCCUCAAAACGAUGUUUUGGAGGAUCAGGAUAGGGACCAGAAUCAGUACCUGACAGAAGCAAAGCGACUAAAGCACAGCGCAGAUGAAGAAUGCGAGCUGACUGCGCAAUGCAUGCAAUACUUGGAGGCUGUAUUAUACUUCUUACUUACUGGCCAUGCAAUGGAAUCAGACCCUCUUACUGAACGAGCCGCAUAUACCAUGUACAAGGACACCCUUUGCCUAAUAAAGUAUAUUUCUUCCAAGUUUAAGAGCCAACAGAACAACUCUCCUGAGAGCAGUAUCCAUAACAAACUGGCUGUUUUGAGCCUAUGGUGCCAGUCUCUUUUAUACUACAAGUUAUUCAAGAUCCGUAAACACGAGGUCCAGGAACACCAAAAGAUACUAGAAGACUACCUUCAAAAGCCAGCACAACCUACAUUAGUACAACCCGAAGGUCAAGGCACGCCUUCCCCGUUGUCUCCAACUCCGUCUCCUGCUGGUUCAGUCGGUUCAGUUGGAAGUCAGAGCUCAGGUUACAGCAGUGGAGAACUAGCCAACAGGGGUGCAGUCUCCGGACAAGCCCAAGGUGCUCCCUACGUCAGUGUGCCUCUUGGUGUUCAUAAUGCCAUGCAGAAGCAGCAUCACUACUUCGGUCUGUUAAUGAAUUGUCAUGAACUAUGGGAUCAAGCAAAUUCCUUGGUUACUGAUAAACAUAGAGAUUUUUUCAUCGAGCUCGACGAGCAAAGAGGUCCUUUGACUUUGAAAAGUUCUCUGCGUGACUUGGUGCGUUACGUACAGGCAGGAAUAAAGAAACUUCGUGCUCUCUGACCCCAGUGGCACAGCCCCCGACCACCCACCCCAAAUUACGUGACUGCUCUUCCCCACAACAUGGCUACAUAUCCCACUAUGCUCACAUAGUGAGAAGGGAAAUGCACCGACACAGGAGACUAGGUAUUUUACUCAUCUAUCCAUGGCUAAAAACGUCGCGUUUUCGAAAAUUGGUAUAGAUAAUGUGGGCGUUGGGUAAAGGAAAAAAAAUCGUUUGUUUUAUAUGGUUUUUAGUUAUAAAAUUAGUGUUAUCAAAUCCAACCUAAGACAGGUACGGCCCACGAACUUCUCCUAUUUGUUGGAUGAACUCGCUGUUUUUAUGUAAAGUAUAACUGUCAAGUGACACGUUACGACUGAUGCAAUUGAGAAAUUGGUUGUGAAACAAACGACAUAUCGGAUUACCUAGAUUUUCAGAAAAUCUACUACUAUUGUUUGCCUGCCAUUUGAAUCUGCAAUGUAAAAUUAACGUCCCACGUUAUCAAACUAGUAAUAUGCACCAAGAACGGCUCUUUUUUCAGAUCUUGAAUGAAGGGUCGCGCAAUAAUCAAUACUUAUCUGGCAGCUGUCAACAGCAAACGUCAGCUCCGUUUUGUAUUUUUUGCAUAUUCCCAUGAAUUGAAGAGUAUAUAAGGUGUGAAAGAUAGAUCCCGUUCAUUUUAUUGCGAUCGCAGGUUUGAAUUUAGCCAGUGGAAGCUUGUACAUGCCUAGAAAUAUCCCGUAUGUUGGGAUAAAUACGGGUGUCAGGGAGUGCUCGACGUUUAUUCUGCAAGUUUUGCGAAAAUGUUCAAUUGCAGACAUAAUCACGGGUGUAUUAGAGAGCGCAAAAAGUGGCAAGAAAUUGCAAAAGAUAAGUAACUGAACACUAUAUCGUGGUAUAUGUAUAUUUGUGCUGGAAUUUUAAGCAAUUGAAGUACGCGAUGAAUUUCGCGCGACGAGGAUCAUACAAUCACGUUGUUGGGACCGGGUAUCUUACUUAGCAAAUAUAGUCAAUUCCUAUACCCUCGGAACGAUGAAACUUAAGAUCCUGUACGGACGAUAAAGAUUGUUUAAAAAUCAUAAUAGUUAUCAAUGCCUUCGAGCAAUAGCAAUGUACUGUACCAUAUUAACUAAAAUACGUUACUUAUUAUAGUAAAAGGACUGAGUGCCACACGAUGGAAUACUAGAAAAGAUAUCGUGAAUAAUAAUAAUAAUAAUUUAAUCUCUAUUUUCCGAGGUGUCCGCUUUUGUAAAAUGUGCAUAGAUACAAUAAAGUGCCACAGGAGUUUGAAAAAUGCGUAUGUAGAAAAAAAAUAACGCAGGCUACCUGAGCAUAUUUAAAGCAACAAUACAACAAUGAUAUAGUUUAUUAUAUAUACACAUAAAAGUAACAUAAUAUUGUAACAUUAUAAUAUUAUUGAUAAUGAAAUAACACAAUUUGUAGAUAAGUGAGGUGUAGAUUUAGAAUUAAUACGCAACAACACAUAUUACUUACAUUAUCUAGAAUGUAUGGGGAGUAGUGGUUCUAGAAAAAAAAAGUACAUUACAUACAUACUAUAUACAUAAAUACAUGCAUACAUAACAUACACGAAUAAAUAAAUUUAAAAAAAUGCAUACACACACACCUAAUAUGUAAGCAGAAUCGGGAAAGGUAUAUGAAUAAGUAAAGCAAGUUGCUCAUGUGUAUAUUUUUGUAAAUAGAUAUUGUGAGUGCCGCCGCCUUGAGGGCAGCCUGAUAUUGUCGGGCUAGCCCGCCCCAUUUUGCUACCACAUCUUACCGAAAUGUUCUGGAUUAUUUCUGGUAAACUGUCCACUGAUUAUAAGUUUUCAAAAAAAUGUAACGACGAAAAAAAGUGACAAAAAAACAGAACUGAUUUUUGAGUUUCUUCGUUUAUUAGCACAAUGCUAUCAAUUGUACAUGAAAUGAAUAAUUAGAAUCCCCUCAAGUGAUAUUUUGACUGUAUUAGCAGCGUUUUACCAGAAGGACAAUUUAGAAAUUUGUAAGCAUUUACGUAAUAAAAAAUGAAAACGAGUGAAAAAAAAAAAUGACAAAUUGAGAUAAUAGAAAAUAGAUGAACGGGAGUAUGACAGGCUUUGCAUUGGAACUUGAAAUUAAGUGGAAUUGUUACCAGAAGUGAACUAUCCUAUAUAAAAUCAAUCAUCGUUACUUGCGACAGCUUCUAUUUUUGAAAAUUAUAGUUGCUGAAAAUAACACAAGUAAAAUUAAAGCAAAAAUAAGAAAGAACAACAAAACAAAUCAUGUACAACAUUAUGUUUAUUUUAGCGGAGCGGUGGAUAUCGGUUUAGGGAAAAUUAACCGAAACAAACUAGAUGAUUCGACUCAAAUUAUCGCAGCGCUGCAGGAAUUGUUAUCAGAAACGGAGUUGGCGGGCAUUGAAAGGCCCUAGUAACUAGUGCGGUCCAAUGGUUCAUGGGAUACAAUUUUAUAUGAACAAUUACAUGGAGCAAGCUUGCUGAAAAAAAAAAGUAUUAAAAAUUCAAUAUUUUGGAGACACAUAUUUAUAAGAGAUACGUAUAUCAGGCCCAGGCCCCCCAGCUCGGAGUGAUGUCAAGUUGUGAAGCCUAUUUCCAUAGAUCAAUGUAACAGAUACUUAGCGUAACAAUCGCGAUACUGCAAUACUAUUUUAGCGUUAUCUUCAUUGAGUAAAUAUUUAUUUUUAUCGGUUCUUGUUUUUCGACAAUUAGAAAAUAUAAUCAGCGACAGCAGUUCAAUUUUCGUGCAAAGAACUUAACGAAUAUCUUAUUAUCUAUUACAUUGCGUCUGUGUGGGAAUAAAACCACUGCUCGCGCUAUUCAAUACUAAAGCAGGUACUCUUUUCGACAAAUCCUCGUUCCUACUGGCCUUAAAAAGUAAAAAAAAUGAAAAGAAAAAAAUGAAAAUUGAAAAGAAUAUCUAAGAGGCGCUGCUGAUUAAACUCGACAGCAUGCACCAAACAUAUUAAAUCGAUCAACGUUUCUUACCAAUUAAUUCAAUCGAUGUAUAAUUAUUAAGGUAUAAUAUUAUUUUGUGAACAUAUUUAAGAGGAAAUGAAAUACCUGUACAAAGUACCUAACCAGCUGCUUGGACUUUGGCUAUUUGUUUUUCAAGCAAUCCAAAGCCAGCAAUUACUUGGUUACUGCUGUUCGAUUUAUUAUUUUUCUUUACUAUUAUCGUAAUUGUAAUAUAUUUAUAUAUAUACAUACACACACAUAUAUAUAUAUACAUAUAUAUCUCUUAUUAUUAUUAAUACUAUUAAUUAUUAUUAUCGUCAUUAUUAUUAUUAUUAUUAUUAUUAUUACUAUUACUAUCAUCAUCAUCAUUAUCUUACAAUAUUCCUAGAAUAUUAUUUUUACUCCGAGCAAUGUUCACUGGAGCUAAACUAUUCUGUCCUCGCAAUGUGCCAAAAUAAUUGGCAAAUGGUGUUAUUAUUAUCAAUUUUGAUUCGAUCGUGAUUAAUUUCUUUUACUAAUUAUCUUUCUGUUUAUUGCGAGCAGAGAGUAAUGGAUGAUAGUGAUUGAAAAUAAUUUUAUGAAGCUGAGAGGUAGGCGCGUGCGUGCACAAUUUGAUGUAUAAAUUGGACAGGAAAGUUUAAUAUAGUUUUUUUUUUUUUUUUUUUUUUUUUUCUUUAUCCCGAAGGUAUGACUCUAUUGGGUUAUGUCCCGAUUUAAUAUAAUUCGGGAAUGUGUAGCGCGAGCCAAGCACAAUAAUUUCACUUAGGCCGUUUAUCCACCGUCCUAUACGUGACAAUGAUUUGGACUACAUCCUGGUGAAACGGUUGAAAGUUCUUCGAGUUAAUGUUAGCAUGAAAUGAUCAAUUAUGAAAAAAAAAUUCAUACAAAAAAAAACAAACAAAUAUAUGGUUUAUGCCAUUUUUUUCCUUUUUCUUCAAAUGAAUGAUGAUAAAAUGCACGUUCGAUUUACCUAUUCUGUACAUAAAUAAUUAUAAUAUAUUUUAUUAUGAGUAUACAUAUCAAUUUAUCAACGGUUCCCACUUUCUGUUUUUGAUGAUGAACAACGAAAAUUUUUUUUUCAACCGAUAUCAACGCGUAUCGUACGCGAAAAUCAUAGCCUGUCUUUAUUUGGACUGAAAAUAGACACGUAUAUACAUACAUACAUACACACACAUACACACACAUACGUACACGCAUCCUGUGCAUUAGGGAAAAACAGAAAAAUAAAUCUUCGCGAGAACGGUAAAAUAAAAUGUUCAACUAGACGAGUUCAAUCGUCGAUCAAGGAUCUUUCGCAUUGGCACAAAUUCAAUCAUUCCGUCUGUUAUUCUGUAUACGGUCCACCUUUUUCCAAAUAAUCGAUUUUCCAUCUCUUCUAGUCAACUAUUCGAAUUGUACGCGAGCAAUAAUUACCUUUAUUCACCACACUGAUCGAAUCUUCCGCGACACGAAAACGAAAGCAACGUAAAUUUUUGUCCCCGCAUUUUAUUUAUCUUCGUGUUAGAACAAUAGCUAGUCAUUUGCAUAAUUUAUAGGUCAAAGUAUAGUCAGGCUUUGAUCUUUUAACCAGAGAGAAAAGAAAAAAUAAUUCUUGUGAAAAUCAAUUUUUCUAAAAUUUUCCCUAUACUUGGGAAUUUUUGAUAUCAAUUUUUUUUCCAUUUUGUUGUGAUUUGUCUUUUAGCCCGUUACAUUCACCUAUUUUAAUUCCUCGUUGGUUUACGUUCUCUCUCCUCUCUCUCUCUCUCUCUCUCUCUUUUUUGUACGAAAAUACCAGGGCACGGAUUUCGAAAAUAGAUUAUUUUUUUUGUCUCAUACGAAUUUACACAUAUAUUUUUUGAUUCAAUCCUUUUAUUCUCUGCAGCACUUUUAAUCCGUUUACAUGGGAUGUCUAGUCCAUAUUAUGUCGGACAAAACAGAGCAAAGCGUGUGUUGUGUCUGUAAUUUGUAAUUGUAAUUUGCAAAUACAUAUAACUAUAAUUAUAUAAUUUACGUAUCGAAAAUUGUACACUAUACAAGUGUAUAUGUAAUAUGUACUAUGAAAAACAUCAUCCACAUACGCGGGAAUAUAAAAAGUUAUGUCAGGGCAAAAACCGCACCAAGGAGAGACCAAACUCGCUUUUAAUGAAUGUAUACCUACUCGCCUUUUAUUUAUUUUAUUUUAUUAUCAUUAUUAUUAUUAUUACUAUUAUUGCUACUAUUAUUAUUAUUACUAUGAUUAUUAUUAUUAAUUAUUAUUAUAUUUAUUGGUGUGGAGGCUGACACGGCCGAGCCACCGCUCUGAUGAAUUGAAUUGUUGACACUAAUCUAUUGUUACUUAACUAAUACUGUUCCAGUUGAAACAAAUAAAUAAUUAAAUAAAUGAACAAAUAAAUGACGAA